AUGCGCAUCCCGAUUGUACUUUGCGGCCGCCUGGAGAAAGUGGGUUCUAUUGUGAUCUCAGAGCUGGAACCUGAUUAUGAAGUGAUACAUUUUGUCAUGAGCGUCGAGGACGGUGUACGCAACUUGCCACUUAUCCUGUCUGGUUCCACCCCAGUGAAUGAGGAAAGCAGUCUCGGCUCGAAAAACUACUCUGCUCUUCCCAAGGCUGUCGUUCUAGGAGGCGGAUACGAUGAUGAUGCUCUCACCCGUCUACGUGAGGCUGUUGCGAGAUCGCCAGAGACAGUAAGGAUACCAUGGUUGAAAGCGGAUCUCGAAAAGACAAAGGGAGGUCCUACGCCUGGGUCAGAGGAGUACUGCAGGGCGGCAGCAUCUCGGAUAAAACAUACCCUUAGAACUGUCCUGGAGGAGAGGAAUUUCAAGUCAGGGUGGGAUGAGAUGAUUUAUUGGUAA
Messenger RNA from Aspergillus wentii DTO 134E9, 450 nucleotides. RefSeq lists its product as uncharacterized. The transcript is spliced from 2 exons. The record is from RefSeq and is a predicted model, not a curated record. Lineage: Eukaryota; Fungi; Ascomycota; Eurotiomycetes; Eurotiales; Aspergillaceae. The coding region runs from base 1 to 450 and encodes 149 amino acids.